Messenger RNA from Quercus robur (English oak), 883 nucleotides. RefSeq lists its product as uncharacterized. Lineage: Eukaryota; Viridiplantae; Streptophyta; Magnoliopsida; Fagales; Fagaceae. The coding region runs from base 92 to 883 and encodes 263 amino acids. The transcript is spliced from 2 exons. The record is from RefSeq and is a predicted model, not a curated record.
GCUUCCCCCCAAUUUUUACCGGGUAGUUAGUUGUGUCGGCCAGUUAAACCAUACCUUUAACUUACAACUAGAUCACCAUGAUAUUAACCAAAUGUACAGCCUUUGUGGGAGCAAGUCCACAAAUUACUACUUAAAGACAAGGGAUGCUCGGGUACGGCUGAUAUCGUGCCUACCCGAUUCGAACAGGAACUCCGCCGGGGAGUUUGUCAGGGUGCGCGGCAAUUGGUUUGCCGGGGAGAUCCCUUGCCCCCUCACACGGCGUGAAGUGGACGGCAAAGUGUUUACUCAGGACCUCAGAGCCGUCCACGUCAAGGACUUAAACUUCGUCCUUCGUUCCGAGAUCUUCGUGCACUGGGACGGGCAACUCCGGGCCUCACACCUGAUCCUCGGCGUGGAACCGGUUUACUCCACUUGGCAAUCAUUCAAGCAGGCGUUGUUAGUUGACAGCCCCCUGCUCUCGUACAUAGACGUCCGGUACGUGAACUUCUUGCCGCCGAAGCUUACAACCGGGGAAGCGAGGGAAUUUGGUAGGCGGUUCACUACCGCGGACGAACUAGUUCCCCUUCGAGACGAUUCCGCGGAGCAAGUAUCCCGGCGCCUUAGAGAGAGAGCCCACGAAGCUAUACAACAAGGGGACCAAGCCCAAGAGCAGGCCCAUCCCGAGGAUCCACCCGCCGAGCAUCAACAGCAAGUGACAGACGCGGCUAACCUGCUAGCUGAAGCGAUCCAGCCCGGUGCAAGCAUGGUGGCAAGGCGAAUAAUGACCCUAGACAGGUUCGUGCCUGGUGCCCGGCCGACCAACCAGCCCCCGCCUACCCAAGGUCGGGGUCUAGUUUCUCAACCUCCUCCAACCUCGCAGUCCGGACGUGCCCGGAAAAAAUAG